AUGUCCAUCCAUAUCUCACGUAUGUUGAACCUCUACAAGAUCCCUCAGCAUGCUCCAUCCAUGAAAGGCUGGAAAAGGUGCCGAGAGAAAGAAAAACGGAGGCGUCUGUCUCAAGAGUUGAGGGAAAAGAUUCUGUCCAUGGACGGCUACCACAUUUACCACACAGUCUGGACAGUUGCACAUGCUUUACAUGCAGCUUAUGCUCUCCAGUCCCAGCGAAGGGCCACAAAGAAUGGAAACAGAUCAGGAGUUCAAAGACUGCAGCCUUGGCAGCUUCACCCCUUCCUGCACAUCUCCCAGUAUUACAAUAAUUCCAUUGAGGGAGUCUAUUUGGAUGAGAAAGGGGACCUGGCUGCUGACUUUGACAUCACGUAUUGGGUGACGUUUCCCAAUUGGUCUGUUUACAAAACGAACAUUGGGAGUCUGGAAAGAGAGGGAUGUUCAGAAGACAAAUUCAAGUUCAGAAUGGACCAGGAUAAAGUCAGAAGGGCCAUACAGGUCGAUGAGCCCCUGCCAAGUUCUCGGUGUGUGGACAGUUGCCUGCCUGGAUUCGUCAGGCUGCUUGACAAGAAUAAGCCAGUUUGUUGUUAUAGUUGUGUUCUUUGUGCAGAGGGGACAAUCUCCACUCAGGAAGAUGCUGAACAGUGUGUGAGAUGCCCUGAGGACCAGCGAGCAAACAAAGAGCGAAUUCAGUGUGUUCCUAAGGUGAUAGUCUUCCUAUCCUACACAGGAGAUCUGGGGAUCAUCCUUAUUUCUGUUGCUUUAUUUUUCUCUUUGAGUACUGGCUUUGUUUUAAGCAUAUUUAUUAAGCACCUGGACACUCCAGUAGUCAAAGCCAACAACCGGGACCUGUCCUACCUGCUCCUCAUUUCCCUCCUGCUGUCCUUCUUGUCUACCUUCCUCUUCAUUGGACAGCCAAGAAGAGAAACCUGCCUUCUACGACAAUCAGCCUUCAGCAUCAUUUUCUCUGUGGCUGUCUCUUCUCUCUUGGCCAAAACCAUUAUGGUGGUGCUGGCCUUCCUGGCCACCAAGCCAGGAAAUAGUGUGAGGAAAUGGCUGGGGAAGCUUUUAGGGAACUUAAUUGUCCUUUCAUGUUCUAUUGUCCAAAUUAUGAUCUGCGCUAUCUGGUUGGGAACUGCUCCCCCCUUCCCAGAGUCAGAUAUGCAUUCCCAGGCAGGAGAGAUUGUGCUGCAGUGCAACGAAGGCUCAUUCAUCAUGUUUUACACUGCACUUUGCUAUAUGGGCUUCCUGGCAGCUGUCUGCUUGACUUUCAACCCGGCCAGAGAGAAGUGGGGAUCGUACAUGAUCCAGUUCGAGUGCUCCCUGGAAGCUAACGACAUUCAGGGCCUCCCCAGCAACCGAAAGAGAGCCCUCUUCCUGAGCCACUGCUGA
This is a messenger RNA of Pantherophis guttatus, 1392 nucleotides long. The record is from RefSeq and is a predicted model, not a curated record. Lineage: Eukaryota; Metazoa; Chordata; Lepidosauria; Squamata; Colubridae.